This is a messenger RNA of Heterobasidion irregulare TC 32-1, 1524 nucleotides long. RefSeq lists its product as uncharacterized. Lineage: Eukaryota; Fungi; Basidiomycota; Agaricomycetes; Russulales; Bondarzewiaceae. The record is from RefSeq and is a predicted model, not a curated record. The transcript is spliced from 2 exons. Bases 118 to 1242 code for a protein of 374 amino acids.
GAUGAGGGCACGUACUUUCUCCAGGACGGGAGCCGUUCUGCACAACCGUGGCCCUAUGCCUAUAUCGUACGUGGGGGACGACUGAAUCUGUUCCCUGGAACCUACCUUGAGGUUCCGAUGCCCUUCGCGCCAUACGCACCUGCCCAGGCCGCCCACUGGGACGAUGACAACGAGUCGGCGGGCGCAUGGCCAUUCCCAGUUUCAGUCCCCACCACUCACACAUACACGGAGGAGGAUCCAUGCCACGUCCCCAUCUCGACUAUCUCAACACUAGUGGAUGCAUUGGACCCUAUUGAGGUCCAUCGGAGGCGCGGUGCGGCAGCGUUCUCCUCGCUGCUGGGCGCCGUCAAGCCGAUCCGGGGUCCAUGGAUUGACAUGGCGCGGGAGAUCGUGCAGGCGCCUCGCGACACUGUCCUUCGGGUGUUGGCCGAGGUGCCUCCGCAGGUGGUCGUCGCGAAGGCCCCGGGGCCUGUCCCAGAGCUGCCGCCGUCGCCAGAGAUCACCACGGAGCCGGUGUCGCAGGAACACUACGUACAUGUGGAGGAGGAGCCAAGACGGAAGAAGGCGAGGGAUGGGGAGGGAAGCGAGGGGAGGGAGGAGGGAGCGAGUCCGGGAGCGAGCGGCGCGAAGGCGGGGAGGCGCAUAGUCAAGAGGCCGCGCAUGCCCCCGAUCGCGGGGUAUGGCCGAUUUUCAGUCAGGCUGCCAAGCGACUAUGCGGCGAGAGAGAGAGAGACGGCGGGAGAGCGAGGCCAGAUGCUUGUGGUCCAUCCACAGGCGCACGGCAGCGCCCCCCCAGAAACUACAAUAGCAUCGACAACAUCCACCCAUAGGGUGGAGAACCCCACAGGUGAGCCAGUCCCCGAGGCUGUACCGCAGUCCAUCGGAGGGCCCUGGACAUCGACACCUGGAGAGGAACAGAGAGGCGCGCGAAAGCGCAAGAGGGCAGACCCUCAUGUCUGCGACGGCACCGACGGGUGCAGCAAGCGGCUGUCGUGCCCUUACGACAUGCCCCGACACAAGGCGACUCUGCGCCACGGAGGACAGCGCGAAUUUGCAUGCGGCGACUGCCCAGCUCUUUUUGUGCGUAAAGAUGAAGUCCAUCGCCACAAGCGAGAGCACUGCCCAAACAGAGGCAGGAAACAUAACGGCAGGGGCGGUCCCUCGCAGGGCCCGAGACAUGAUGGUCCAGAGGGCGGCGGAGGGGGCAUGGGGGGCAUAGGAGAUAGCCUGCUCAGUGGAUAGAGCUGAAGGACUUUGCUUGUGGUCGACAUCGACUCGACGCAUCGUCCAGCCCGGUAUUGCACGACGAAUAGGAAACCAGUCGUUAUGUAAGCUAUAAUACCGCCAUAAGUUGCUCAUCGUCGACUUCAUCUACGACGGCACCUCAGCGACGAGGGGUCGAUAAGCUCAUCUCCCACGAGGUUGAUCACAUCUAAAUUAUCACGGCUUCACAUGGAUCUGUUGUUGUACAGUCUGUUCGCUCCAGCGCUUCUCUUUUACAAAUACCUAUCUAUUCCUUCUCAU